This is a messenger RNA of Hevea brasiliensis (rubber tree), 2096 nucleotides long. RefSeq names its product pyrophosphate--fructose 6-phosphate 1-phosphotransferase subunit beta. The transcript has 16 exons. Bases 165 to 1865 code for a protein of 566 amino acids. Gene Ontology annotation, molecular function: 6-phosphofructokinase activity; diphosphate-fructose-6-phosphate 1-phosphotransferase activity; ATP binding. The record is from RefSeq and is a predicted model, not a curated record. Gene Ontology annotation, cellular component: cytosol. NCBI's taxonomy places the organism in Eukaryota, Viridiplantae, Streptophyta, Magnoliopsida, Malpighiales, Euphorbiaceae. Gene Ontology annotation, biological process: photosynthesis; response to glucose; glycolytic process.
AAGGUUCUGGAAGUCAAAUUGACUAUCUUACCCUUUCAACGCUGUGAAUCUUUGUGUGUAUUAAAAACCAAGAGGCAGAACCUUCACUAUUCUACUCUCAUCGCUCACUCUCCCCCCGUACCUAAAAACCUAAUCACUGAGAAUUAGUUAUAAACCAACAAUCAAUGGCUCCUUCUUUUGUAAUCAACGGCGAAGUCCCCACCGUCAAAUCCUCUCCGGCAACGGGACGCUUCGCUUCUGUUUACAGUGAAUUGCAAGCGAGUCGCAUCGACCACUCUCUUCCUGUCCCUUCUGUCCUCAAAAACCCCUUCAAAGUCGUCGAAGGCCCCCCAAGCUCCGCUGCUGGCAAUCCAGAUGAGAUCGCGAAGCUAUUUCCAAAUCUGUUUGGACAGCCAUCGUCAAUGUUUGUGCCAAAUGGGGCUGAUGCAGUGCAUUCGAAUCUGAAGCUGAAGAUUGGUGUUGUUUUGUCCGGAGGUCAGGCACCUGGAGGACACAAUGUGAUCUCUGGAAUCUUCGAUUACUUGCAGGAACGUGCGAAGGGAAGCAUAUUAUACGGGUUUAGAGGUGGUCCUGCUGGGAUCAUGAAGUGCAAAUAUGUAGAAUUAACCGCUGAUUUUAUUUAUCCCUAUAGAAAUCAGGGUGGUUUUGAUAUGAUCUGCAGUGGAAGGGACAAAAUUGAGACACCCGAGCAGUUUAAACAAGCUGAAGAGACAGCAUUGAAACUCGAUUUGGAUGGACUAGUCGUUAUUGGUGGGGAUGACUCAAACACUAAUGCUUGCCUUCUUGCAGAAAACUUCAGGAGUAAAAAUAUGAAAACUAGGGUCAUUGGAUGCCCAAAGACCAUUGAUGGUGAUCUGAAAUGCAAAGAGGUCCCAACCAGUUUUGGAUUUGAUACUGCAUGCAAGAUAUAUUCAGAAAUGAUUGGAAAUGUCAUGAUUGAUGCUCGAUCAACUGGAAAAUAUUAUCACUUUGUACGGCUUAUGGGGCGUGCAGCUUCACACAUUACCUUAGAGUGUGCUUUGCAAACUCAUCCAAAUAUUACAAUCAUUGGAGAAGAGGUUGCUGCAAAGAAGCUGACACUGAAAAAUGUUACUGACUACAUUGUAGAUAUAAUCUGUAAACGUGCUGAUCUGGGUUAUAACUAUGGUGUGAUCCUUAUACCUGAAGGUUUAAUUGAUUUCAUUCCUGAGGUGCAGCAUCUCAUUGCAGAACUGAAUGAAAUUUUGGCCCGUGAUGUUGUCGAUGAAGGUGGGCUAUGGAAAAAGAAACUUACAAGUCAAUCUUUGCAGCUUUUCGAAUUUCUGCCGCUAGCAAUUCGGGAACAAUUGAUGCUGGAAAGAGAUCCACAUGGAAACGUCCAGGUUGCCAAAAUAGAGACAGAGAAAAUGCUUAUUCAAAUGGUUGAAACUGAGUUGGAGAAGAGGAAGCAGCAAGGCUCAUACAAAGCCCAAUUCAAAGGACAGUCCCACUUCUUUGGUUAUGAAGGAAGAUGCGGUUUGCCAACAAACUUUGAUGCUACAUACUGCUAUGCGUUGGGCUAUGGAGCUGGAGCGCUCCUUCAUAGUGGGAAAACUGGGCUGAUAUCAUCAGUCGGGAAUUUGGGUGCGCCUGUUGCAGAAUGGACAGUUGGUGGCACUGCACUGACUUCUAUGAUGGAUGUGGAGAGGAGACAUGGUAAAUUCAAGCCUGUAAUUAAAAAGGCCAUGGUGGAGCUUGAAGGUGCGCCAUUCAAAAAAUUUGCAUCCAUGCGGGAUGAGUGGGCCCUCAAGAAUCGAUAUAUUAGUCCUGGUCCCAUCCAAUUUAUGGGCCGAGGAUCCGACGCGGUUAAUCACACCUUAUUAUUGGAAUUGGGGGUUCAUGCUUAGGCGUGUGUAUGGGAUUGUGGCUUGCCACCAGCGCAAAAUCUUCUUUUUUGUUGCUUUUUGUUUCCCCUUUUUCCCAUUUCCGGUUAUUAUAGCUGCUGUUUUCUGAGUGUAGGAUUCUGGCAUUUCAGUGUGGUUAAGGUGUAUACCAAUCGGCUGGACUUGUAUAUUGAAGUUUCUAAUCGUCGUCCUUCGUGUCAAUUGAAUAAACAGCGCUCUUGAAAAUAUGCAAAA